Brassica rapa (field mustard) is the source of this 612-nucleotide messenger RNA. RefSeq names its product protein LITTLE ZIPPER 1. Lineage: Eukaryota; Viridiplantae; Streptophyta; Magnoliopsida; Brassicales; Brassicaceae. The record is from RefSeq and is a predicted model, not a curated record.
UCUCUCUCUCUUGAAUCUCCAAAGAUGUGUUUGAGUUCUUCACAACCAUUCUCAGACACACCCACGAAAUUAGUUUUGUACCUCAAAACACAAACCCACGUUCGUAUCCCUCGCCUAUCCAGGAGGAGAAGGAUGUGGAGGAAAGAAAAAGAGAUGGAGAUGAAAAAUAUAAGGCUUUACAUGGAGAACCAAUACAUCAUACAAGAGAAUGAGAAACUCAAGAAGAAAGCUCUUCUUCUUCACCAAGAAAACAAAGCUCUCUUCUCUCAGCUUCAGACCAAAAAAGUGUCACAUGUUCCAUAAACAAAAACCUUACCAUCAUCAACAACAAGCACCAAGAUCAUAUCCUUCUGCUUCUUCUUUAGUGAGUCAAUAAUAAUAAAAAUCUAAGGGCUCUAAACACACACCAGGUCCUAUUAUCUAAGUGGGUCUUAUAAGUUAGAAUCAAGGGUUUAGUGUCAUUGGGGUAUACAUCUAAUUUAUUUGUUUCUUUUUUAAUAGUUUCAUCUCCUUGUUAUCUUUUUAGUCUUUUUAGUAUAUGUUUAUUCAUCUUUUUAAUAUAUGUAAUCUCCGCAUGUGUGUUCUUUUGUUAAUGGUUAAUCUACCUUUUAG